Haliotis rufescens (red abalone) is the source of this 10184-nucleotide messenger RNA. RefSeq names its product cortactin-binding protein 2-like. Bases 228 to 4997 code for a protein of 1589 amino acids. The record is from RefSeq and is a predicted model, not a curated record. NCBI's taxonomy places the organism in Eukaryota, Metazoa, Mollusca, Gastropoda, Lepetellida, Haliotidae. Gene Ontology annotation, molecular function: protein binding. The transcript has 22 exons.
AUGCAUCAAUAUUGGUCACGUGACCAAUGAUGGACGAGAGAUCUUGUGGCAGAACAAUAAUGUGAUACCAUUUACGGGCUCCGUGCUUUCCUUGCCAUGUGUUUUUGGCGUCGUGCAAUAACUGUGGCGGUCAUUGAAGUCAUUUAAGUAACCAUGAAGAAGAAAUGUGGUGAUUUUCACUGGUGAUCAAAAAAGAUCCAUUUCUUUGACAAGCUUAUUGUUCCAAGAUGGCGUCUCGAAACGUCAACCCGAUUUCUGGGCUUGAUCCUUCAGACAAACUUCAGUCUAAUACGUUAAAGAGACAACCCAAUCCUGACUGGAGUAAAAAUGAUUUGUUGCGGCUAUUGAGCUACUUCGAAGGGGAACUUCAAGCUCGAGAUGUUACCAUUGCAGCUCUAAGGGCUGAGAAGGCUAAAAACCUUCUGUUUCAAGCCAAGUAUGGUCGUUUUGGACUGGGUGAUCCCUUCAUUGCUCUGCAGCGGGACUCGGAGAACAUGAAGGACAACAGUUUUGAUGAACCAGCAAUCAAAUCAAUGUAUGACAAUCAACUAGCUCAACUAGAAAACCUCAUUGCUACACAACGCAAAGCUCAGCUGAAGAUGAGGGAACAGCUUGCAUCAGCCGAGAAACGCUAUCACAAGGUUGUGGCUGAGCUUGAAGAUGAGAAACGUAAGCAUGCUCAAGACACAGCUCAAGGAGACGAUGUCACUUACAUGUUGGAGAAGGAGAGGGAACGCUUGAAACAGGAGGUUGAUUUUGAGAAAGGACAGACAAAACGCAUGGAGAAAGAUCUGAAGAAGACGUUGGCAAGCCUUGAAGAGGAGAGAGCUAACUCUGCCAAGCACAAACAGGUGGCGCUGAUGUUGAUAAAGGAACGUAAGCGCCUGAUGGAGCGUGUGUUCAGUGAAAGGAGCAAGACGAGCCAGUUUGAACAGAUUCUUGGGGAGGAGAAAGACAGGGUGAUGAAUAUGGCUGAGGGACUUGUGCAGGAGAGCAAGAAGAGUCUGAAGAUGGAGGCUGCCAUGGAGAAACAGCUCAGUGAGUUUGAUGUGGAGAGGGAACAACUUCGCAGCAAGCUUGGGAGAGAGGAGAACCGUAAUAAGGAGCUGCAGGCCACAAUAGACUCUCUCAGCCAGCAGAUUGAUAGCUCUCAGAAACAGAUGCAUGUGAUGAUGGAACGUUCCGCAGCCAGAGACACUGUACAGAGCAUCGAGAUCAAGUCCAGUGUGACGCCACCUAGUAGGGGAAGUAACUCUGGCACUGCCAGCCCCAUUUUUGUGGCAUCUCCGGGUCCGAAACCAGUUCCCAAAACUGCCAAACCGGGGAGCAUAGACAGUCGCAGUAAUACCAGUUCGCCUGAGAGAGACUUUAUAGCUAGGCCUGAUUCUGGUCCACGGAAACCUGUGGCCUAUGGGAGCCCGAAUGUGUCAUCUACCUCUUUGGAGAGAAUAGACUCUCGAGGCGAGCAGCGUUUAGCGCCAGUUGGUGCAUCUGCAGCAGAAAGGGCAGCUGAUGGCAGCCCAGUGCAUCGUGUGAAUAUACCUCCAGGUUCUAGUGCUACAGUAGUGACUCCGUCUGGCGGCAAAAUCUCACUCCAUGUUGGAGGCGGAGGGUCGCCCAGGAAGGUAAUGCCUACUGGCAGAGGUGCUCCUCCCCCCAUCCCACCAAAUAAACCAAUUCUGAACCCGGGCACCCCAGGACCAAAACCUGCUCCCCCUCCCAAAGUGGGCUUAUCUAUGUCCAAGGACCGUGUUAGUGUUUCAGGGGCCGAAGUGGGAAGUGGGGAACAUUCUAGUCGGAUUACAGCAUCGCAGAAAGCGGUGCAAAUUCCAGUGAAUGUAGUUGGUGGACAGAACGUGGCCCCUGGGUCUCGUACGACGUCCAGGGACAGCUCUCCCAUGAGGAAAACUACCCAGUUAAUGCCCGGUCAGGCUUUCCAAUCAGCCGGAAUUGUCUCCCCUCCCACACCCGCGUUGGAUUUUCUGGGGCCUGAAAUGGCUGACUUGCAGCAAUUGCUUGCCACAAUGACCAAAGGUGAAGCAAGUCCGAGUGAUUCAUUUAGUCUAACGUUGCCAGUAUCUGCCCCCUCCCCAUCCUCCACCUGUACUGUCGACAUCGUUAAAAACUCUCCUGUACACAAACAUGCUGCAUGUGGUGACCUUGACCUUCUCAAAACGCUUAUAGUAGAACGAGAUGCUGAUGUGAAUUUACCGAUGAAGGACGGAACUACCCCUAUUCACUGCACUGCCGAAGGGGGACAUGAACACUGUUUACAGUUUCUGUUGGACAAGGGAGGUAACCCAAACGCUCUCCGGGACGACCUCCUGAGUCCUGUACACCUAGCUGCUGCAAACGGUCAUACAAGCUGCCUAAAACUUCUUCUGAACAAAGCUGCAGUGGUGAACAUUGGCAAUCAGACCAAUGAGACACCACUUCACCUCGCUGCCACCAGGGGGCAUGAUGAAUGUUGCCGUCUGCUGCUGGAACAUGGAGCCCGGCCAUUGGUCACAAACAUGUCCGGACUGACCCCACUACACACUGCUGUGAUAGGCAGCCAUAUAGGCUGUCUCAGGCUCAUCCUGCAACACAGUAUUAAACGUCAGGGCAUCAUGGCCGACUCGGAGGACCAGACAGAAUCUCUCCAGCAUGUGGUCAGCGUGGCCGACAAGGGUGGCUGGACGCUGGCUCACAUGGCGGCCUGCCUGGAGAAAGAGGACUGUCUGCAACUGCUGAUGGAACAUACUAACCUGGAUCUGGAGAAGAAGGACCGGCUCGGGAGGUCGGCCUUCAGUGUAGCCUCCAAGCUGUGCAAAGAUUAUCUCAACCAAACAGGUUCCAACAACAACCACAUAAUCUCAGUAAUUGUUGAGCUCCAUGUCCCCAAGAUGGCUCCAUCAGAGAGUGAUCCUGACAGCCAUCAUCACUACAUGAUCGGGACAGUGGAGGUGACGCCAUUCCUCAACUGGUGCACGCUGGAGGAGAAGUGUUGUAGUCUGCUGGAGUCUUACUAUACCACGCUCGACACGGGGCUGCGCACUCGCAAGAUUAACCGUCUGGAGCCCGAGUCCCCCACAGACAACUCGGGCUACACGCUGGGACUCAGCACAUCCAGUAUUAAACAUUUCAAAAUCAGUUACUAUGAGUGGAGUCCGGGCAGCCCCUGUGACAAGCUGCCGUUUGAGAUUGUGUGCAACAACACUUCCAACACUCUCAGUAUUACACUCAGCAGUAGUGAGGACACCUCUGUAUCAGUGGCGUUUGACACCCUGUACCCUCUCAGCACCAUCAGGAACUAUCUCCGACUGCUGGAACAAUACAAGAGUGUGGUGUUCUAUGGCCCAGCAGGCAGUGGCAAAUCCUACCUCACAGAGAGACUGGCGCAGUGCAUAGCGACAAGUGAACGUGCUGCUGGACGGGAACCACAGAUCCUCUCGCUGUCUCUCCAAUCUGGAUUCUCAAACUUUGACUUCAUCUCAUUUCUCAAACAGUCAGGUUGUAUUGUACCGAUAGAGCAUUCCACUGAGGGGAAGUCCCCCAUCUUGCUGCUGGAGAACAUGGAGAAAGUCAACAUAGCUCAACUGUUCGGGAAACUCCUUGAUCCUAUAGAGUACCGAGGGAAGACAUAUGCAUUUAGGCUUAAAGCUGGCUCUGUCAGUGACAUUGACGAUGACAGUGACAGCUACUACUUGCCAGACAACUUCUACCUCCUUGCCACCAUGAACAGAACGAGAUCAACUGGCCUUGACCUAUGUAUUCAGCAACGAUUCCGCUGGAUUCACUUUCGCCUUGACUCCGAGCCAUUCCGCAACCAUCUUGCCCGCUACAUUCACCGCCGCCUUCUCCAUCUGUACGGGGGGCGGUUGCCGUCGCCCGACAAGCCCGUCUUCCGCUGUGCUGAGUGGGUGAUCUGCCUGUGGCAGAGACUCAACGACAGCCUCACGAAACUGGGACUUCCGGAUCUUGCCUUUGGUCCCUGUCUGUUCUUCCAGUGUCCAUUGGAGCAGCUGAGCCAGGAGGCUGUAUUGCAGUGGGUCAAGGGCAUGUGGAAUGAGUUGAUCGCGCCCCAGGUCCGCGAUGCCGUCAAGCGAGGUACAGGCAGUGAGACAGCCUCCGAUGGUCAGCAGAAAGUAGCCAACACAGCUCUCUACGUCCUUGUCCAGAGGUCAAUCGUCCUUGGAUGCCCCCUGACAGGAAAAGACAAAGAGGAUUACAUGAGUGGUUUCAGUGGCAGCAAUGAACUGGACAUCCCUCUCAAGAUUGAGAAAAGACGUUCCUUUGGGAGUCCGAUGAAUGGCAAAGAUCAGAAGCAAGGGGCAGACAACUCUACCAAUGACAAGGCAUCUCGGGUAGAGAUCAUCACAAGCUCGGGGGUCCGGCUCCGGAACAAAAACAGAAAUGUUGAGGAAUCGUUUGAGACUGGCCUGAGCAACAGCAAGCGCCGAAGUCUGUCAGAAUCAUGUGUUGACCAAGCCUCACGUCUAGCAGAGGAGAGCCUCGAAGCCGACCCACUUGCCUCGCAACCCAAGAUGCCCAAACUGGAGAUCCGAUCUCCCACACUGAUGGCAUUAUCACAGUCCAGUCCCUCGUCCAGUUUUGACCACUCAGCAAACCAUAGCUCAGGCAGAGUUAGCCCCCUUUUCUCCGGGCAAAGGCAGUUCAGUUCCCCAAUGGCAGCCAAAAAAUCAAGAUCAUCCGAAAACAUUUCCUCCAGCACUAUUUAUAGCUACGCAGCAAAACGACGAUCAGCAAGUCCGUUCUCCUUCUCCCUGACAACUCCCACAUCAAGUUUGAAUUCCUUCAAAUUCCUGGAAGUGACAAGUCCCCGGUCACCAUCAAGUCCAUCUUUAAACUUGUCUCCAGAACCAGUUGUGUUUACAGCAAGUCCAAGAGAAAAGAGUCCUAGCAUCAAAAGUCCAAGUAAAACCAGAGACGGUACCGAAAAGCAUCCAGGGAAUGGUCAUGCACAUCCGAAACAGAACAAGAAACGUUCAAGUUGACAAACUUAUUACUAUUAAAGCUUGACCAACAUGGAGAAAAAUCAUCACAAAAUGAACCCUGACAAUGAAUGAUAAUGGCAGUACAAGAAUGGAGUGAUUUGAAGAAUGUUUUUGAAAUUAUGAAUGCGGAACUGGGUAUGUGUUGUAACUUUUCCAACAGGUCAAGGAUGUCUGCUAGGCUGUAUUAGCGGUUUUUAACUUUUUCUAAUAUGGAGAAAAUAAAGGUUUAAGAAAUACCUAACUGUUUAAAUGAAGAGAGAAGGGAGUUAGUGUUUAUUUUGUGACAUGAGGCAUAUUUGUUAACUGCACAUUGAAGGAAAUCGUGUUAACUGUUUCGCAUGAAAUAUAUGCUAAAUAUGAUUAAACGCAUUUAAUUAUCAACGUGGUAAAAAUAAUGAAUCUGUAUGUUAGAGUGCUAUAUUUGUUGCAAAUCAUUAAAAAUGUGCCCUUUUACAAAUUGCACUAAAUUCUUAUAAUGCAGCGACAUGUCAUGAAACGAGAUUUAAUUCUCUGCUUCAUUAUAGGUUCGUAACUUCAGAAGGGUGGUACAUUGUCUUACGUUACGUUGUUAGAAGACCCCCCCGCCCCCCAUACACAACAAUCAUUAGUCGCAGCAGCAGCAGCAGACAUCCUUUAGGGUAGUUUCUUUGCCAAGAUCCUGUCUCCACUUGUUCAUGGAAGACAAUUCUCAGGUUUCCGUGAAAUUUUUCUCGAGAUAAUGGGAAGUAAUGGUGUCGCCUACAGUGUGCCAAUAUUUGUAUGUACCGUCUUCAAACCAUGUGGGAAGUCGUUCCCAUUUUCCAGACACCAACAUGACUUGUUAUACUCAAGACAAUUUAUUUAUUUAUUUUCAAUGAUGCUGGCACACUUAGGCGCUUCUUGUUGAUGAGGACCUCACCAUUAACUGUGUUCAUCAAGUGCACAGAUUACAUCUACCAUUGGACAGUGAGGUGUUUGUUCUGAAAAUAAUAUAAUUGAAAUGAAAGUAGUCAUCUUGUAUCUAGAGAAUUUUUCAGCAGUACCACUUGGAAAGUUAACCAGGAAUGUCUCGUAUACCAUCUCCCUCAUCUGUCUUCACAUCACACAAAGUUGUUCCUCAAGAACGGAAUGAGUUUGAAUCAGUUGUAACAAUUUUACAUGAGCCUCUAGGGCUGUUCCUGUGUUGUAGAACCCCAUAUUGAAGGCAUGGCAGUGUGUGUAUGUUUGUUUGUUUACUGCAGAUCCAUUGUUUCUGACUGCCACUGUUUGAAUGGCCUUGGUUGUCGUCAUUUUCACUUUGAGAUUCAAGUCAAUAGUUCUCGCUGAAGUAAGAAAAACCUAAAUGGGGGCACUAGUCCAAGACAGUCUCUGUGGUCUUCAGAAUUACCCAAUGAACUUUCCAGAAUAUGGAAUAGUAUAUCGCCCAACAUAUCAGAUUGGGUAUGUUGUCUCUUUGAGCGUACGUGGAAAUAUCUAAUUUACAGUGUCCACAAUUAAGAUGUUUUUGAUGCACUGAAAAUGAUGACUCUCCCCCCUAAUGCUUGUUUUUGGUGACCGUCCUGAUUUCCUCUGACCCACCCCCUCACUUGUGCCCAGACAGGGGGAUAGGGAGAAAGCACCUCUAGCAGGUCUCCAGCGGUUACGUAUUGCUCGUUAUGAUCUCCAAGUGAAAAUGAACUGAUUGUUGUGAAUUUAGUGUAUGUUAGUGCUAUUAUUUUAACUGUCCGAUUCCUGUGUGUCUUACUAUUGUAGAACAUGGGGCCCCACUGUGGUUUAGCUUUUUACACUUGUUUUGUUCCUUUAGUGCUUGACUGUCUGAAUCGUGUGCUAUGUGACGUGCAGGUAUCGUUUUGGGCGACAUUUGUUAUUUAGGGUUUGUUUGGUUAGAGGGACCUAAAUCUGAUUCUUAAAAUUGGAUAAUUUUUCUGAGAUUCAAAUGCUUUGGUGAAGCAAGGAAUGGUUUGAUUUUUAUACCUCUAUGACCUAAACAAAGGAUCUUCUGAAGACAUUUUUAUGUGCAAACACUAGGACUACUGAAUAGAUUCUUUUCAAAUUUAAGGAGCAGCUUCUAUACUAAUAGGAGAGGUGCAGUUUUGUUUUUUUAACUUAAAAUCUUUUUCGACUAUUUAUUUUGUAAUAAGAGAUGAAGAGAAAUCUAAAAAAAAGAAAUGCUGCCCUUUUCUUUAAAUCUGUUUUAUUUUAUAAUGUUCAAUCUAAAAUAUUCCAAGUAAAUGGGAAGACAUGUUUAUAUAUGAUGGUUUGGUUGGGAAUCUCUUAUUUUAAGUGAAUUAUUGUUUAAAGAAUGAAUAACUGACAAUAUGCCUUACUAAUAUCUUCCAAGUGUUCAGAUGAUCUUAAUUCCAGAACUCAGGAACUACAUGCUAAUAGUUGCAGGUGCAAUGUUUUUUCAAUUUUACUUGACAUUCUAAAUGUCAUUUUUACCAAAAAUAAUAUACUAAUUCUUGAUUUAUUUUUAUACCUCAUAGCUUACACUUUUAAUGAAAUUAUCAACUUGUUUUUAGAUGCCAUUUCUGAAGUUUUCUAUUUGAUAUAAGGAAAGGUAUUGAAACCUCUAGUUGUGAAUGGAUAGCUGACACCGAAAAAAGUGUUUCACUUCUUUACUCAUGAUAUCCAAAUCUGACAAAUGAUUCAUAAUAACUGCAUAUAAAAAUAACUUUUGUUUUCGUAAUGUCUUUAGUUUGAUUUACCAUGAUCUCAUGAUUCUCACCAUAAAAGGCAAUCUAUCGGAGCCAGUAUGAUCGAAUGUUGGACCGAGAUAAAUUAAUUUCUCAUUUGAUAUGCCUUGUUCAAGGCGUCGUCAACCUCAAAUGGCCGGUUUGAAUACAUUGUCCAUAUUGAGUUGUUCAGACAUUGGUUUGUUGACAUUCCUAUGAUGUAGAUCUAUCCAUUUUGUUUGAUUAUUCAAAUUAAUUUUGAAUUUGCACAUAUUUCAUUUCUCUUUAACAUACUCAAAUGUUUAUACCUGAAAUGACUUUAAAUGAAAUGUGUCUGGAGCGACCAUGGCAGGUUUCUAAUGGCAGUUACUAACAAAGUCAAUGAAUGUGUCUAAGAUUUUUACUGAAGGCACUGUUAUUCAAAACAAUGUGAUGUUUGUUUUGUUAGCUUUGUGUGUACUUUAAGCUGGCAUACCCUGAUAUACUGUUCAAAGUAUCAGUAACAAAACUCACUAUGACAUACUUUAUCAUACCUCCAUGUCAGAAUGAUGAGAUCUGAUUGCUUCACGUGAUCUUGAUAAUAUGUAUCCACCUUGGACAGGUUGCACUUGGAUUCCUGAGUGGCUGUAUAAAUCCCAUGUUUCAGGAAGCAAUAAUCUUGUCAUGACUGUCUGAAUACACACAAAACCCAUUUCUAAAAUCAGGAAAACUCUUUCCAAGUCGACUAAGUUUUUACAACAGCUGUAAGGUCAGCCUAGUGAUUUCGUGUAUGAAUCUUGAUAUUCGGAGUUAACCAGGGCUUCCAGGUGAUGGUCGAAGUGCACAUAUGGGGGACAUUUGACUUCUCAGUGACACAAAUGGUUUUUCCUUUGUGAUGAGUGCCAUCUUUUCACCCUGUCAUGAUAUAGUCGGAAUCACACCAGAGUCUUGUGAUCAUGGAAAGGGUUUUGUCUAUUUUAUGUUUGAAAGAACAGAAUGCCAUGUCUGCAGAUUCCACUUACUUACACUGGAAAUGACAUGGUAUGUUUCAGAUUGUGAAAUGAACAUUUUUAACCUAUUGACAAGAUUUCUAUGCCCUUGUACUUUAAUAUUGUUUGACAAGACAAUUAUUACAAUAUUUAUUCCUUAUUUUUAAGGUUUGUUUGAUGUUCCCUCAGUGUAAGACAGUUGAUGAUCAUAUGAAGUGAAAUGCCUGCUGCAGAGGCAACUAGUGAGUUGGUUAAAUGCCGCUGUGAACAGUAUUCCAGUUAUAUCACGGUAUGUGAGAGGUGAUGCAGACGUUUACCACUUCAGUGAAACCCAUGGGCAUGGUCCUGACAAACCUUGAAACAUAAUCAACUCUGCACAGCGAAUCUAGACUGGGCCACCCGUGCCCCCAGAGGCAACUGUAACAUUGCACUUGAUCUAUGUAUUUUAAAGAACAGCCACAUUAUUCUCUCAGCUCUAUCCUGCAGACAUGUGUCCUGAUUAUUGUAUUUUUAUAAUUCAGCUUGUUUAAGUCCAUCCAACACCACCAGCUGUUCAUGGCCUUUUGGAAUCCCUGUUUCAUGAACAAUCUUACCCUGCUUGGAACUUCCUCAGCUGAUGUUAUAUAGUUCACAAAGGGGUGUUGUGGAAAUGCACGUUUUAUUCAUUAUCUUACCUCCUCAUUUAAGAUUCUAUUUAUUAUAUACUAUUCCUGGAUGUUAAUCUAUGCAUGAAUCCCAUAGUGUGUGUUUGUGAUCUGUAAAUAUGUACAUAAUUCAGACAUCUCCUCCAGCACAGGAAGCACGGAGAGGUCCACAGCAACAUUUAUGCCAUCUUCCCGAGGCAAGGGAGUUAACUGACUAUAAAAGUCCAGUUUCCACCCUUGCCGAACUAGGUGGUCCCACCUAUUGACCUAUCAUUACCGGGACUCAACAAAAUGUGGCACCCAGUCAAGAUCGAUGAUCAAUAUUGUAAAGAAACAGGUCUUACCUCGCAAAGUGCAUCAAGUCAUGUUAGCACCUUGACUGCAUCAUUUGCAAAGGAUAGUUUUCGACUGAAAUCUGCACGUUGAAAUCCAUGUUUACGAUGUCGGCAAGGUUUUAUAAAGUAAAUAUUUUUUUAUUGGACCUAGAAAACAAGAUGUUGCUCUGGGCAAUCUCAUCCGCUUCUAAUGCUGAGUGUCAAUGUUGUGUUCGAAGCACCAGAGACAAUAGUGCAUCUCCCACCUAGGUAGCUGUGAUAUGAAGUGUAUGUAAAUAUAUAUAUAUAUACAGAAUGGUUAGGAAUUUGUUUCUAUAAAAAGAAUUGGUUGUAUUCGAUUACAAAGUUGGAAAGGUAAUGUAAAUCUGUUGUAUGAAAGAAACCCAAGGUUUGUGAUUGGAGCACAACUUUCAUCUAACUGUUAAUGGCCAGAAAUGUAUGUUUCAACAUGACACGAGAUUGUGAAUGAUGGUUGUAUACUGAAUGACAAGUGUUUGUUGACACUGGUGCUGACAAAUAUGUGAUUGGAUUUACAUUUGUGAUCAUGUCAUUUUCACCCAUGGAUUAAAAAUAUUGUAACGAGUAA